GUUCCCAGCAUGCUCGGGRUCCUCCUGCUGCUGGUCGCCUCCCUGAGUGCUCAGAACUCAAGCUGGGACAGCCCCUCUUGUACAGAGGGCGUGGUGUCCGUGCCCAGGGGCCAGCGGGCAGUGAUGGCCUGCAACAUCUCCAACGCCUUCUCCGGCAUCUCCAUCUGGCUGCGCGCCCACGGAAAGACCGUGACCAUCUUCAAGGAGCGGCCCCCGGGACUCUUCUCCAAGGAUGGCUGGACACUCCAUGUGCACGGAGGCCAGGCCCAGCUGGUGAUCACAGCCGCCCAGGACGCCCACGCGGGACAAUACGAGUGGCAUCUGCGAGGGCUCCAGAGAACCAACAGAGCCACGUAUCUGAACGUCUCAGGCACUGCCAGCCAGGUCCCAGGCUCAGAGAGGCUGCAAGCCAGGUCCCAGGCCACGCCCCAGUCCAUGGUGGGGGCGCUGGUUGCUGUCCUUCUCUUGAUCCUGGCAGUGGGCUCCCUUGGCUGGUGUUGGCGCCGACGUUCUCUGAAGUUGGUGCAG
Molecule: messenger RNA, 528 nt
Organism: Urocitellus parryii (Arctic ground squirrel)
Lineage: Eukaryota; Metazoa; Chordata; Mammalia; Rodentia; Sciuridae
Source: RefSeq, a predicted model, not a curated record